CUGUACCAUUUGCAAGGACGAAGCAAAAAUCGUAAUGCAAUCUUUUUAGGAUCAGAGUCGAGUUUUCUUAACGAAAUAGAUGGAGUUCAUCGAAGAUUCUUCAUGAGUAGAUAGAAGCGCCAAUUAUGAGCUUCAUACCAUUUGAAUUAGCGCAACGUUUCCGCUCUCCACAUCAACAGUUGCUACGAGUCCUGUUUAAUGAACAAACGAGGUCUUUCUUUUGCCCAAAGAAGAUAUAUUCUCGAUCAAGAAUCCGUAGGAAAUUCUUGAGUAUCGAUACCAACAAUGGAUUUUCAUAUCUUGUCCACCCAAAAAGCUUGUUACAGACAACUACGAAGAGCCAAUGCUCGCGAAAAAUUUCCCAAACUCCGGGAAAAGAUACUAUUUGUUGGCCUAAAGAAGGUCAUGACUCGGACUCUUUCCGCGUGGUUGUUCAGAAAUUCAGGAAUCUUGAAUUGAAGCCAAAUCCUGUGAUCUUAAAGGAGGCUUACAAUGAAUCUCGGAACCUUGUUGAUAUUUUUAUAAACAUGACAUCAUUGCCAGACUUAAGAGAUAAAAUGAUUGAAAACUUGAACACAUUUUUGAAUUUUUAUGACAUAUUUGGAGGGGAAAAUGAAUUUUACAAGCUUUCUUCCAAGAUGAAAUCAUAUUGCAUUGCAAAUGAAGCAACUUAUUAUUUAAUUAUUCGCCAUGAAACAAGGAUAAAUACAUGGAAGGAUGGUCUGAAAAUUUUAGAAAAUAUGGAAUCUAUUGGUAUUGAGCCACAUGCAAGAACAUUUCAUCAUAUUAUUCUGAAUGCUGUUAAGGAGGGGGAUCUUAAUGAUGCUUUGGGUCUGUUAAAGCAAAUGAGAAAAAUUGAAACAGUUUUCCAUGACCAGUUUUAUGGGUCACUGAUUGAUACUGCUCUGGAAAAAGGAGAAGGAACAAGAUCAUUUGUUCUAUCAGUUUUUGAUUCACUUAUAAACACUGGUUUUACUGUUGGACCAAAGACAUUUGGGUCAGCAAAAAGAUGGUUUGAAAGUGAUAAAAAGAAAAUUUGGAAAGUUGGAACAUCCCUUGUCAACCUAAAAGGAAUUUGCAAAUGCUGCGGAUCACAGUUAAAGAGGUUUUCCUUACCAAUUGAAAGGAGAGAAAGUUUACAAAAGAAACUUUUUGACAUUGCAGAAACCUCAAUAAGCAAAGUUCUUGAUAAUGCUUCAGUUUCAAAGAUACCAGACUUUAAUAUUUCAAGCUCCUUCAAUCCACAGAACAAGAUCAAUGAAUUCAAGCAUUAUUUGAGUACUCAUGGACCAUUUGAUGUUGUUCUAGAUGUACUUAAUAUUGCAUAUUAUAGAGACAGAGGAUUCAACUCGUUUCAGGUCAAAAGAGUUGUCAGACAUUUUCUCGAUCAAAGAAAGCAUGUGCUGGCUUUGUGUUCAAGCCCAUUACUUUCCACACUUUUGGAGAAAGAGGUGGCAACAGAUCUUCCAAACUACCACAUGGUUCAACUCUUGCACUAUUUACGAAGGCAAGGUUGUGGAAUCUUCUUUGUUGAUGACAAGAAAGAAGAUGGCCAUAUUGAUGACUACUUCAUACUACUAAGCAUGGUUUAUCAAAACAUGGACAUUGAUAUAAUAACAGCAGACAAAUUUGGUGACCAUAUCCAUACACUGGACAUCAAUGCCAAAAAUGAUUUUAAACGCUGGAUGCGAUCACAUCAAAUAGUGCUGACAAAGUUUACUGACACAGGGAAACCCAUCUUUCCUCGUAGGGAAAAUUAUGACAUUGAUGUUCAAAGUACAAAGAGCAGUUGGCACUUCCCUGGCCCAAACAAACAAUGGUUAUGUUGUAUUAAAAAGUAGGUUGGCAUUAGAUGAAAAUUAGAACAACAAUGUCCUUAAAGUUGAUUCAUUAGCAAGCAGUCUCCUUUAAAAAAGCUAGUCUGUAUAAAACCAUAAUUAUGAAUUUGUAUUGUGUUGUUUCUGUUUAAAUACAUUUUAUCAAGAAAUAUAAGAUUAA
Rhopilema esculentum is the source of this 1998-nucleotide messenger RNA. RefSeq names its product mitochondrial ribonuclease P catalytic subunit. Lineage: Eukaryota; Metazoa; Cnidaria; Scyphozoa; Rhizostomeae; Rhizostomatidae. Gene Ontology annotation, molecular function: ribonuclease P activity; protein binding. Gene Ontology annotation, biological process: mitochondrial tRNA 5'-end processing; tRNA 5'-leader removal. The record is from RefSeq and is a predicted model, not a curated record. Gene Ontology annotation, cellular component: mitochondrial ribonuclease P complex.